GCCUCUGUGCUAACCUGGCAGGAUGCGGGAGGCGCAGGGGCUGCUGUGAAGAAAGUCCCGGGGCUGGCCGGAGGCUGGAGAGCGGGACAUGGUGCUGGUGCCCCCCUGAUGCUCUGCUGGUGAGGAGCUGGAGGACGGCGACGAGAGGCCACGGUGGCGGAAAUCCGAGGCUCCGGCUGGGAAACCAUGGGGAGAUGCAAUGGGAGAUGUACGCUGGUCGGAUUCUGCUGCCUGCAGCUGGUCGCGGCGCUGGAGAGGCAGAUCUUUGAUUUCCUGGGCUACCAGUGGGCACCCAUCCUGGCGAAUUUUUUACACAUCAUGGCCGUUAUUUUGGGUAUUUUUGGGACCGUCCAGUACAGAUCCAAAUACCUCAUGAUGUACGCGGUGUGGCUGGUGCUGUGGGUCGGCUGGAACGCCUUCAUCAUCUGCUUCUACCUGGAGGUUGGACGCUUGUCACAGGACCGAGACUUCAUCAUGACCUUCAAUACCUCACUGCACCGCUCGUGGUGGAUGGAGAACGGGCCGGGCUGCCUGGUGACGCCGGUGCUCAACUCCAACCUGGCGCCCGAGGACCAUCACGUCAUCACCGUCAGCGGCUGCCUGCUCGACUACCAGUACAUCGAGGUGGUGAGCAGUGCCACGCAGAUCUUCCUGGCGCUUUUUGGCUUUGUCUACGCCUGCUACGUCAGCAAAGUGUUCCUGGAGGAAGAAGACAGCUUCGACUUCAUUGGUGGCUUUGACUCCUAUGGCUACCAGGCACCCCAGAAAACGUCACACCUACAGCUACAGCCGCUCUACACGUCCGGGUAACCCCCUCCCACCGGGAUCCAGCCCAGCGUGGGAGCCCCAGAGCGACAGGACCCCCAGGGCGAACUGUCCCACACCCGAUGACACGACCCCCGGCCAGGCGGGGACACCACGUGAAGCCACCCGGUCCCCUCCUGCCUCCCCGCACCCCACAGGACCCCCCGGAAACAGAGCCAGGAGCUGCACGUCCAUCCCAGCCUGGAUCCCCCGAGCCCAAACCACCCACCCACGGGGGGCUGGAUCAAGGGGACCCCCCAAAGCUGUGCUGUCCCCCCAGGCUCCCACACCCUCCCAGGAUGGGGACGUGGGGACACACGGGGUGGCAGCAUCGCUGCUGGACACUUUUCUGCUCUUCUCCCAGCCUGGUUUUCCCCCGGAGCAGCGGCUGGGCGGGGGGGCCUGGCACAGGAUUGGGGCAAAACCAGCUGGUUUGGAGCAAACUGGGAGCAGGGCGAGACAUAAACAUGGCUUUGGGGACAGCGGGACACACAGACCAGCCUUGUCCUCUGUGGGGUUGGGACAGUUUCCCCAAGCGCCGGGUUUGGGAGUGGGGCUGGCCCCAAAAAUGGGGUUUUUGCUCCCGAAAGGCAUUUUCCAGCCCCCCCGGCUGGAUGAAACAGUGUCGAAGGGGCUCGGGCCGGGAUUGAUCCCCUCAUCCCGAGGAACUGGAUCAGCAUCUUGCCUCAACCUCCCCGAAUGUGGGGCUAUGGCAGGAACAGAGCAUCCAAAACCCCCAUGGCCUCCCCAUCCCUGCCGGAUUUUGGGGGGAGGAUCUCGCUCAAAUUUGGCAAUACUGACGCUGCUGUCAACACAGCCCCUUGCCGGCUGUUUUAAUGAAUCUAAUGAAUGUUUUGGGUUGGGUUUUUUUAAUUAUUGGUUUGUUUUGUUCUGUUGGGGUUUUUUGUUAUUUAGUUUAAUUUAAAGUGCCUGAGUAGACUCUGGCUGAGUGUGACCCCCCCGCGAGCCUGCGCCGGCUCCCCCAGGCCCACGUGGUGCCUUCAGCCCCGCUCAGCCCGCCCGGGGGGCGGCUGGUGCCUCUCGGACCCCCCGGCCCCUCCAUCCCUGCGCAGUCACAUCCACCCAUCGGGUUCGGCAGCAGAAAAGCGACGAUGCCAGUACAUGAGGAAUGGUUGUUUUUUUAUGGGGGGGCACACGCAAGGUCUGUUGGGCAGCGAUUGCUUUGCAAAAUGGGGAAUUCAAAGUCUCAGAAGCCGCAAGGAAAAAGUCGUUUCACGCAGAAUUUCAGCACCCCCCCAAGCUCCUUUUUCCCCUUGUGGUGGGACGUGCUUUCCCCUGGAUCUGGCCCCAAACCCCUCUUUGCAUCUGGUCACAUUAAUUUUGCCUCCCAAGAGUUUUUUCUCCAGUCCUGGGGUUAUCUGGGGGUUUCCAGUUUGCAUCCUUAAGUGAUUAUUCUGUUGUUUAUUCUGUCCCUCCCAACAAGCAGCCGGGAAGAGCCAAGGACCAAAGCUGCCCAGCCCAAAAUGCUGGGCAGGGACCGGGCUGCACCCCUGGCUGAGCUGCCGCCUUGCCAGGCAAUAAGUGUUCCACCCUUUCCCCCUCUUUUUUUUUCCUUUUCCCAAGGAAACUAGUGGUUUUUCAAGCAACCCCCCAAACACACCCCAUCCCCAGCUCUGCGGACAGCAGCAUCUCCAGGCUUCAUUUUCCUCUCCAGGUUCAAGGAUGCUCUCACUGACCUGCCAUGGGAUGGGGUGGGAUGGGCAGACACCCACCCACUCAAAACCUUUCUCAAACCCCGCGGGACGCAGAAGGAAACAUUCCCAUCAUUUAAACCCAUUCGAAGAGCUUCCCUCCCUCCCGAGCUCGGCGGGACCCAGGCACCGGCGCUCCACAAAUCCUUUGUUUUUUCAGUUGGCUUGUUUUUAUAUGAGACUGUAUUUGUAACGUGAACCGAGGAUUUCUUUUCUAUUCUGUAAUUAUAAAAGUCGAAGGAAAGUUUCACCUGA
Columba livia (rock pigeon) is the source of this 2771-nucleotide messenger RNA. RefSeq names its product sodium/potassium transporting ATPase interacting 1 (gene NKAIN1). The record is from RefSeq and is a predicted model, not a curated record. The transcript is spliced from 7 exons. Bases 187 to 810 code for a protein of 207 amino acids. Gene Ontology annotation, biological process: regulation of sodium ion transport. Lineage: Eukaryota; Metazoa; Chordata; Aves; Columbiformes; Columbidae.